Messenger RNA from Argentina anserina (silverweed cinquefoil), 1936 nucleotides. RefSeq names its product very-long-chain aldehyde decarbonylase CER1. The transcript is spliced from 10 exons. Lineage: Eukaryota; Viridiplantae; Streptophyta; Magnoliopsida; Rosales; Rosaceae. Gene Ontology annotation, biological process: sterol biosynthetic process. Gene Ontology annotation, cellular component: endoplasmic reticulum membrane. Gene Ontology annotation, molecular function: C-4 methylsterol oxidase activity; iron ion binding. Bases 22 to 1899 code for a protein of 625 amino acids. The record is from RefSeq and is a predicted model, not a curated record.
GCGAACUGAGAAGUGAGAACAAUGGCUUCCACUCCUGGUAUUCUCACAGACUGGCCAUGGACGCCUCUUGGAAGCUUCAAGUACGUGGUUCUGGCUCCUUGGGUGGUUCACAGCAUAUACUCGUUCGUGGUUAACGAGGGACCUGAUAGAGAUCUAUCCUACUUGCUCAUAUUUCCAUCCAUGGUGUGGAGGAUGUUCCACAACCAGUUAUGGAUCUCUCUUUCCCGAUAUCGAACCGCCAAAGGCAAAGGCCGAAUCGUCGACAAGGGCCUCGAGUUCGAACAAGUCGACAGAGAAAGAAAUUGGGAUGACCAAAUAAUAUUCAACGCAAUAUUGUUCUACCUAGGCGGCAGGCACUUGUCUGGGGCUCAACACUUACCGAUGUGGAGGACAGACGGGUUCAUUAUGACGUUUCUGAUUCACGCCGGCCCGGUAGAGUUUCUCUACUACUGGCUUCACAGAGCUCUUCACCACCAUUUCCUCUACUCUCGCUACCACUCCCACCACCAUUCCUCCAUUGUCACCGAGCCAAUUACUUCUGUGAUUCAUCCUUUUGCGGAACACAUAGCAUAUUUCCUGCUCUUCGCAAUACCACUGCUGACAAUGAUAUUCACGGGGACUGCUUCAAUCGGAUCAUAUUUUAUUUAUAUUUCAUAUAUCGACCUAAUGAACAACAUGGGGCAUUGCAAUUUCGAGCUCAUUCCCAACUGGAUAUUUUCUAUUGUUCCUCCUCUUAAGUACUUCAUGUACACCCCCUCAUAUCACUCUCUUCACCACACACAAUUCCGAACCAAUUACUCCCUCUUCAUGCCCAUCUACGACUACAUAUACGGCACCAUGGACAAGUCUACCGAUUCUCUGUAUGACUCGUCGCUCAAAAGAGAUGACGAAUUACCGGAUGUGCUGCAUCUAACGCACUUAACAACCCCUGAAUCGAUCUAUCAACUUCCGAUCGGCUUCGCUUCCUUGGCCUCCAAGCCAUACACCUCAACGUGGUACAUAUGGUUUAUGUGGCCUGUCACACUUUGGUCUAUGCUGCUCACUUGGAUUCACGGCCGAACUUUCGUUGUUGAGAGGCAGCUUUUUGAGAAUCUUAAAUUGCAAACUUGGGCUAUACCUAAAUACAGUUUGCAGUACUUCUUGGAAUGGCAAAACGAAGCUAUCAACGGUUUGAUUGAGGAAGCUAUACUUGAAGCUGAGGAAAAGGGUGUCAAAGUUCUAACUUUGGGUCUCCUGAAUCAGAGUGAGGAGCUGAAUCGAUACGGUGGCCUAUAUGUUCACAGGAAUCCACAACUGAAAAUCAAGGUGGUGGAUGGAAGUAGCUUAGCUGUGGCUGUCAUUCUCAACAGCAUUCCGAAAGGGACAACAGAAGUUCUUCUUAGAGGCAACCUCACCAAGGUGGCCUAUGCCCUUGCCUUUUCUUUGUGUCAGAAGGGAAUCCAGGUAGCUACACUACACCAGUCUGAUUAUUUGAAGCUCACCAAAUCAUUCAGUGCAACGGAGAGCAAGUUAGUUCUUGCAAAGAGCUACGCUGCAAAGAUCUGGUUGGUGGGAGAUGGAUUGAGUAAAGAAGAACAGCUGAAUGCACCAAAAGGAACUAUAUUUGUUCCCUUCUCCCAACUUCCACCCAGAAAAUUACGCAAAGACUGCUAUUACCACUGUACUCCAGCCAUGAAGAUUCCUACAUCAUUUGAGAACAUUUACUCUUGCGAGAACUGGUUGCCAAGAAAGGUGAUGAGUGUGUGGCGCAUUGCCGGAAUUGUGCAUGCUAUGGAAGAAUGGAAUGAGCACGAGUGCGGUUACACCAUGUCGGACAUUAACAAAGUUUGGCAAGCUACUCUUCGACAUGGCUUCCAACCUCUGAUCACAGCGGCCACUACUCAGACCAAAAAUGAUUAGUAAAUAACUGUUUCAUGAUUUGAAUGACAUAUAUGCA